Rangifer tarandus platyrhynchus (Svalbard reindeer) is the source of this 717-nucleotide messenger RNA. The record is from the annotation of a GenBank genome assembly. NCBI's taxonomy places the organism in Eukaryota, Metazoa, Chordata, Mammalia, Artiodactyla, Cervidae.
AUGCUUGUUUACUGGGGAGGGGAGGAUUGUGGGAAUAAGGGGUUAUUAAUAAGUUACUCUAAUGGAGAGUUGAGAAUGGGUCUUGAAGGAACAGGUUGCCUCCUCCUCACCAUCCUCACUGCCCUCAGAAUGCACAAUAUAGGUUUGUUUCCACAGUUUCUUCCCCUGCACCCCUGGCCACCCUACCCCACCCGAGCCUUGCCCUCCCUGGAGACUGAGCCUCUCAGCUCCCUCUUGCCCUUGUCCCCAUCUUUCCUCCUUGCCUUUGAAGCUUCCCUUUCUCUUUUCUCUGUCCUCAGCUCCUUCUCCCUCUGUGCACCCCCGCCUCCCAAUUCUCCUUUGGAAUUUCCAGAGGGCUCUGGGAGUUCCUGCCAGAUGUUGAACCCAGGUCUCAGCUGUUUCCUAGGUGAGGGCAGGAGACUGGUCUCCCGCCAGGCCCCACUCCUGCUUGGGGACGGGGGGCUGCGGGCCCGGCCCUACCAGGUCUCCCUCUCAGCGCUGGGUUUGUUGGUGGAGAGAGAGAAGGAGGGGUUUGGGCUGCUUCCUUGCCCCAGCCCCCUCUGUGGCAUUGUCUUUCCCACCCUUGUUCUUAUUUUUCUACCAAUCGCUAUUUUUCCGAACAAUCCUUGUAGAGAGUAUGUACCAUCCAGAAGCAGGAGGGCCUCCCUACGGCCGGCUCUGGUUGGAGAUGGUACAGUUUUAUUGUACAGGUGCUAA